AUGGGGAAGGAGUCGAAAAGGAAUUGGGUAAAAAGUGUGGGGCGAGAUCACAAGAUUAGUUUUCUUUGUCUGCAAGAAUCGAAAAUGGUUGUUCAGCAUGAGUGGCAAGUUGCUUCGGUGUGGGGCGGAAAUCAUUUUAAGUUCGCAUCUAUUGAUCCGGUUGGCAGGUCGUCCGGUCUUCUUACGAUUUGGAAUGAUUCUAUGUUCCAAGCUUUAGAUGUGGAGAAGAAAGAUAGGUUUAUUGUGGUCGUUGGAAAGUGGCUUAGUUCACAGGUUGAUCUUGGGGUGAUAAAUGUUUAUGCGCCACAUGACUUUCAAAACAAAAAGCUUCUCUGGGAGGAGCUGUUGGGAACGAUAAGAAAGGCUCCUCGUUUAGCUUGGGUAAUUUGUGGGGACUUCAAUGAAGUUCGGGCGGCUGAGGAACGAAAAGGUUCGAAUUUUGAUCCUAUUGGAGCAAGAUUCUUUAAUGAUUUUAUUGCUUCUGCAGGUCUUAUAGAUAUUCGUCUUGGUGGGCGUAAGUUUACUUGGAUGAGCAGAGAUUAUUCUAAGCUAAGCAAGCUGGAUCGUUUCCUGGUUAGCGCGGAAUUUGUUAACUUGUUGCCUAUGUCAAAUGCUCUAGCUCUCCCUAGAAUCUUUUCGGAUCAUUGCCCUAUUAUUUUGGACUCUAGAAGUAUCGAUGGUGGGCCUAUCCCGUUCAAAUUUUUCAAUUCGUGGCUUUCUGACAAAGACCUGCAAGAGGUGGUGGAAAAAAGUUGGAAUAUGUCUGGCCCGGAGUUAGAAGUUUUCUCGAAGCUAUAG
Molecule: messenger RNA, 798 nt
Organism: Cynara cardunculus var. scolymus (artichoke)
Lineage: Eukaryota; Viridiplantae; Streptophyta; Magnoliopsida; Asterales; Asteraceae
Exons: 1
Coding region: 1-798 (265 amino acids)
Molecular function (GO): catalytic activity
Source: RefSeq, a predicted model, not a curated record